AUGUCGACUUCCAGGGGGCGUCCUGAGGAUACGUACGAGGCUCAGAAUGACCAACGUCUAGACGAACUACACUCUAAGAUUCGGACACUGCGUGGGGUUACGACCGACAUACAUGCCGACGUGGAAAGGCAGAACCUCAUGCUGGAUGAUACUGGCAACUCCUUUACUGCGUUCUCCUCUUCCCUCGCCAAUUCUUCGAGACGAGCAGCACGUGCUUUUGGACUCGAAGGAGGAGUGAAGACUUACCGAAUCAUUAUUUACUGUAUAUCAUUCCUCAUUGGGUUCUGGGUAGCAUGGAAGAUCCUGGGUUGGUGGUGGGGUAGCUCGGAAACGGUGCAGGCACCGUGA
Punctularia strigosozonata HHB-11173 SS5 is the source of this 348-nucleotide messenger RNA. RefSeq lists its product as uncharacterized. Lineage: Eukaryota; Fungi; Basidiomycota; Agaricomycetes; Corticiales; Punctulariaceae. Bases 1 to 348 code for a protein of 115 amino acids. Gene Ontology annotation, biological process: intra-Golgi vesicle-mediated transport. The record is from RefSeq and is a predicted model, not a curated record. The transcript has 3 exons.